This is a messenger RNA of Emericellopsis atlantica, 2772 nucleotides long. Its product is annotated as origin recognition complex subunit 4 C-terminus-domain-containing protein. Lineage: Eukaryota; Fungi; Ascomycota; Sordariomycetes; Hypocreales; Bionectriaceae. Gene Ontology annotation, molecular function: ATP hydrolysis activity; DNA replication origin binding. The transcript has a single exon. Gene Ontology annotation, biological process: DNA replication; DNA replication initiation. Bases 238 to 2565 code for a protein of 775 amino acids. The record is from RefSeq and is a predicted model, not a curated record. Gene Ontology annotation, cellular component: nucleus; nuclear origin of replication recognition complex.
GGCCCCUCGGCCGAAGAGCUGUCAAGGGGACUCCGUGCAGGGUAAGCAAGAUACAGUCCUAGCGAUCUGUGCCCAGAGCGCGCCUUGUCUCCCUCGACGCGUCUUGAUCUAAUUACCUGUUCCUGAACGCCAGCUUCCAAUCUAUAUAAUCAACAGCGCCGCACCAACGAUCGUCUGAAGCAGACGCCGGAGGAUUCGACCCAAGUUUUCAAUGCACUUUUCACCGAAGCCCGAUCGAUGACGAUUUCCAACAACGAAGCUGUGAACCCCAGCGGUUCGCAGCACCUCGACUCUGCUUCCAAGACCACCGCUUCAGCAAAGAAGCGGAAGCUAGAAGAGUUCAAGUCUGCGCUGAACGACUCCAAUGCGUCACAAGCAGGUUCUCCCGCUCCCAGCAAUGCCUCCGGGCCGUCCCCAGCCAAGCAACACCGGCCGCCACUGGAUUUCAUGACGGGGAAACCAGCGGGUGACAAACCUCGCCGACCACCACUCAAUUUCAGGACUGGCAAGCCCGUAACCGAAGCGAUCAAGGGACAGCCAAAAUUCUCAACAGAAAAGGGCUCCUCGCCAGUCAAAUCGCCAGCGAAACCGCCAGCCAAGUCGCCUGCGAAAGCUUUGCCUACGAAGGCAACGCCCACAAAGAGACCGGUGGGGAGGCCGAGGAAAACGCCAAUCCCGAUAAAAAGAGUGGAAGAGGGCGAUGACGACGACGAAGAUGUGCUAUCGGCGACUGAGAACUUUGGGACGCCGUCUAAGAGUACUGGGAAGCGACUCUGGGGUCCAACAGCAGCUCCCGCAACGCCUCGAGGGAUUCUGACACCUUCAAAGAACCGGGCAGCGACGCCCAAAAGCGUCAAAUUUGACAAGCAAGUUGGCACAGAGCUGUUUUUUGCGGAUCUGCCAAGCAAAGGAAUGCCGGCCUCCGCCAAAUUCCAGAAUGAACCUGAACCAGUGGCUGACAUCGUCUGCGGCGUGUGCCGCAGGCCGCACUCGAAACCACCGAACGAGAUCAUUCUGUGCGACAAUUGUGACUAUGCUGUCCACCAGCUCUGUUGCGGCGUUGAGGAGAUACCCGAGGGCGACUGGCUGUGUAGAAGUUGUUCGCAAGAAGAUGCUAUCAACGCGACACCAAAAGCAAGUGCCCCAUUGGCGUUGAAAGCCACGGCGACAACAGUGCCCACAGCUCCAGUUGAUUUGCCAGAUAUCCCGAAUCUGGACCAGCAUGUGCGGUCAUUGCAGCGCGUUCUCCUGGACCGGUGCUUGGGUCAACGGAGGAUUGAAAUGUUUGGCCUGCACGAGGUACGCGAAAAGUGCCAUCAGAUGAUCGAGCAGACUGUGGUAGCUGGGGAGGGAAACUCCAUGCUGCUCAUCGGCGCCAGAGGCAGCGGGAAGACGACCAUGUUGGAGAAUGUGAUUGACGACAUCCACGAGGAGCACAGUAACGACUUUCACGUGGUACGACUAAGCGGCUUUAUACACACCGACGACAAGCUGGCAUUGAAGGAGAUCUGGCGUCAAUUGGGGAAGGAGAUGGAUGUGGAAGAUGACCUGAUGAACAGGACAAACUACGCCGAUACCAUGGCGUCGCUUCUAGCCCUGCUUUCUCAUCCAUCAGAGAUCCUAGGCACCGACGAGGGCGUCACAUCCCAGUCCAUCAUCUUUGUCAUUGACGAGUUCGACAUGUUCGCAGCGCAUCCCCGACAGACGCUCCUAUACAAUCUCUUUGACGUGGCACAGUCUCGAAAAGCACCCAUCGCAGUGUUGGGUUGCACAACACGGCUUAGUGUGGUUGAGAUGCUCGAGAAGAGAGUCAAGAGUCGGUUCAGCCACCGCUACGUCUACCUCACCAUGGCCCGGUCAUUGCCAGCAUACUGGCAGGUGUGCAAGCAAGGGCUGCUUGUCGAGGAGAAGGAUGCGAGCAAAGAGGGCCUUGACGUGGACCUCGAUGGCUAUGCGCAAUUCCACCAGUACUGGAACGCGAAGAUCGAAGACAUGUACAAGCUCCACACCUUUCAGGAGUUGCUGCAAUAUCACUACUACACCAACAAGUCGCCGUCAGCUUUCUUUAACGAAUGGGUACUCCCUUUGGCAUCACUGUCGGCGUCAAAUCUGAACCUGGAGAUCCCGUCCAUCGCCUCGCAACUGACAUCCCUGAGCUCGGCCGAAUCGAAAAUACAUCUGCUUCCGGCUCUAUCAGACCUUGACCUGGGCUUGCUCAUCGCUGCCGCCCGUCUGGACAUUGUUGCGCAUACAGACACGGUCAACUUUGCAAUGGCCUAUGACGAAUACACCUCACUCGUGGGCCGGCAGCGCAUCCAGUCCGCCUCGUCGGGCAUGCUGGCGGUGGGAGGCGGCGUCCGCGUGUGGAGCCGUGGUGUCGCGGGCAUUGCGUGGGAGAGACUGAUUAGUCUGGGCUUGCUGGUCCCUUCUGGAAUCAACGGAGGCAAGGGCAUGGCACAUGGAAGCUUAGAGGGGCGGAUGUGGAAGGUUGAUGUAGCGUUGGAGGAGAUACCCCUUGGUGUGAAGCUGAGCAAUGUGCUGGGGAGGUGGUGCAAGGAGCUGUAGGUGCUCAGACAGGCUUGAUACCACUGUACUUCUGGAAGACAGGCACAUACACAGACAGACAGGUAUGAAUUGAUGAUCAUGCUGGAGAAGCCAUUCCGCCUUCUGGACUCAGUCUGGUCCCUGGCCGGGUCCUGGUCCUGGACCCUGAAGCUGGGGCGGGUGGGUCCCGCGUCACCGCCAGAGCUCUCCGAGUCGAGUCGUGCAUCA